AUGAAGUCUCAAGUCGGAAUUCCCAUCCGUAGCAUCAUACAGCCCAUUGUUAAUGCCAUCAACGUCCAAAGCAACCUCGCAUCUUUUGAACCCGAUCAGCGGACGACGUACUCGAGCUGGCUUUCCCCCCUCAUCUGUUCUCAUCCGCUCGGUGCAGAUCGAUGGGUGCAUGGCGAACAGUAG
This is a messenger RNA of Penicillium mononematosum, 183 nucleotides long. RefSeq lists its product as uncharacterized. NCBI's taxonomy places the organism in Eukaryota, Fungi, Ascomycota, Eurotiomycetes, Eurotiales, Aspergillaceae. The record is from RefSeq and is a predicted model, not a curated record. The transcript has a single exon. Bases 1 to 183 code for a protein of 60 amino acids.